Molecule: messenger RNA, 1128 nt
Organism: Hydatigera taeniaeformis
Lineage: Eukaryota; Metazoa; Platyhelminthes; Cestoda; Cyclophyllidea; Taeniidae
Source: the annotation of a GenBank genome assembly
CUAAUUGCCGUAGAGGUGGCAGUGAUCGCAACGAUGCUAAUCAUCGAACCACCGGACACGGAGCUGCGGUUCUCCAAAGACCUUAUUCGAGCUCGUCUGUGCUGCAACACCAGUCAACGCGGCACCAUAAUUCCUCUCGCCUUCCCCAUUUUGCUCAUAGCUAUGUGCACCAUCUAUGCCAUAAAGACGCGCAACCUACCGCAGAACUUCAAUGAAGCCAAAUUCAUCGGUUUCACCAUGUACACCACCUGCGUUCUCUGGCUCUCCAUCAUUCCAGUCUACUUGUCAGGCUACAAGACUGAGGUGACGUUGACCCUUUGCAUCAGCAUCUCCGCCACAAUUGCUCUCUUGGUGCUGUUCAUGCCAAAGACCUACAUCAUCCUCUGUCGACCGGAGAAGAAUUCGCGCAUGUCAUUCACCACAGCGAAGGACAUUCGGUGUCACAUAGGAGUGCUGCAAACCAAUGUCAAUAAAAAGGACAAACCAAAGAAAAAAUUAUUUGGGAAAAAGAGCAAACCUCUUGUAGGAAGAAAGUCCUCUGGUUAUACUGAGGUAAUGGAAAUGGCAAGUGACAGAAAAACUUCAUCGUCUCCGCUAUCUCAGCCACCAGAAGUCCAUUUCAAGGCAUCGCCUGAUCUAACGGCACCAUCUACAGAGGUCUCUUCACCUAGGAUAAUGGAAAACAGCCCCAAUCUAAAAUUCGAUGACGACACCGGUCGGGACUCCUCAGAUUCAGUUCAAGUCCCUCUAGAUGAGAAUAGACAACGAAAGUCAUUCAUUCGGCGAGAACGGCGUCUUUUUCCACCUCAGUCGAGGCAAUCAAUCUUGGACGGCAAGAAUGCAAAGCUACCAAUGCUGAUGAACAGUCAGAUGGAGGAGAUAAGAGUUUAUCGUGAGCAGUUAAAACGCUUAAGGGAUAUUUUUGUUCGCACAAAUAAGGCCAUGCAGGAGUCGGAAAAUGCGCGUUACAGAGCGGAGGAAGAGCUACAGCAUUUAAGGAGCCUUGCCUUUGAGCAGAAUCUGCCGGAGCGCGAAGAGUUAAUCUCGGCCCUGCAAAACCUACGAACAGAAUAUGAGUCUGUUGAGAGGGACAAAGUGGUCAGUUUUCAAAUUUUGUACCGUUUCUAA